GAGCUUUAAUAAAAUUCUCACAAUCGAACAGAAGUCCCUUAUGAACUUGCCAUCACUCAAGGUUUUGCGACUGAACAGAAACUACAUCAAGAAACUCGAAGAGGACAUGUGGGUCGACACAAGACAUCUACAAAGCAUAGAUAUUGGCGAAAACUUGAUAUCUUCUAUUGCAAGAAAUGCAUUCUCGAAUUUUAAUAACUUGUCUUUGCUGAGCCUUCGAAGUAACUCAAUCGAAGAACUCGAUGUGGACGUUUUUCAAAAUAACACAAAUCUUACUUACCUGUGAGUAUUAUCGCAGAUUUUUGUAUGAAUGGGAAACCAACCAUACUACGAUACUGCUACGAAACACUACGAUGCUAUCACGACCUGACUACUAUUGUUACGAAGCAUUACGACACAGCUACGAAAUACUACG
Messenger RNA from Exaiptasia diaphana, 415 nucleotides. Its product is annotated as leucine-rich repeat LGI family member 2-like. The record is from RefSeq and is a predicted model, not a curated record. Bases 41 to 286 code for a protein of 81 amino acids. The transcript is spliced from 4 exons. NCBI's taxonomy places the organism in Eukaryota, Metazoa, Cnidaria, Anthozoa, Actiniaria, Aiptasiidae. Gene Ontology annotation, molecular function: protein binding.